GAGGAAAAAGCACCCGUGUACCGGUAACGCGCGUGGUAACUUUUCGUCGUCGCCGUCUUGGGCCCGGUUGUCCGCUUAGAAUCGCUCGGAGACUUGGGCAAGAUUUAUUCUAUACGCGACGAACAACGGUGAGCUUGCGAGAAAAAAGAAUAUAUUGCAAAGUGGCCAACCUUUCUGAAGGCUGAAGGAAGUUGUGUAAUUUUCGUGAUCUGUUAAUUGUCUGGCCACUUUUGAUCGCAGCGGUAAGGUCGGCGGUAUCAUUUAGCAUCUGCAUAUGAAUCGAUUAGAUUGUUUCGCGUUUUAUUACGAAGUGUAUAAUUUGCGGAAGUGACGAAUAUUGCGAACACGGUCGGGUGCUUCCGGAAAUAUAGAGAACAUAGUGCUGAAAAUUGUGGAUUUGGAGCCACCUUGUACCGAUUAGGAAAUGGUCCUUAGCGAAAGCCAACUUGCACUAUGCACGGUGUUUACAUUGUACCUUGGUGGUCUUCCUUUGAUGUACAGCCCAGCACCGAGGGGCGACUGUGAAAACUGCUGUCCCAUUAGAGAACCGAAAGACAUUCAGUUUUUCCUCUUCACAAGAGAAAAUCGUGAUAAAGGAGAUGUACUCUACGUUUCUGACAAGAAACAUCUGAGAAAGUCCCACUUGAAUAGGACUAAUCCUUUGGUAAUCUAUAUGCAUGGCUUCUCGGAACGAGCACCGGGUGGUGAAGGCGAAAGCAGCAAGCAAAUGCGGGAUGCGCUUCUCGAUGCAGAUGACUACAACGUAGUCCUGGUGGACUGGAGCCCACUGACGGCGCUACCCUGGUAUGUGAAUUCUGUACAAAACGGACCUCGAGUCGGACGAUACAUUGCCAGGUUUAUCCGUUUUCUCGUACUGUCCGACUUUCCCCUGCAGCAGAUUCAUCUGAUAGGAUUCAGUCUCGGAGCGGAAGUGGCUGGAUUCGCUGGCAAAACAUUGAACGAAUGGGGCAUGAAACUGCCGAGGAUAACGGGGCUGGAUCCCGCCUUCCCGCUGUACGUGUUCGAGCGUGCCUCACAGCGACUCAGUCCGAAGGAUGCCGAAUUCGUGGACGUCAUUCAUACCGACGGAGGCCUUUUGGGCUAUCCUUGGCCGCUGGGGCAUGUAGAUUUCUAUCCGAACGGUGGCGUUCCGUUGCAGCCGGGAUGUGCCCAACAGGAGCUGGCGAAAAAUCGUUGGCUAGGGGUAAUAAUCGGCUGCAGUCACGCACGUGCUUGGCAGUAUUUUGCCGAAUCGUUGGCCAGACCGAGAAGUUUUCUGUGCGAUCGCUGUGAGCACAGCGAUGACACUACUGAAGAAGAUUUCACUGCAAACAACAGCAGUAGCAGCAGAAGAAGCACCAGGAAUAGUAAUAGUAAUUGCACAAUGACCAAAGAGGUCUACAUGGGAAUGCACGUGGAAAAAACCUUACGAGGCAAGUUCUACUUGAGUACAAAUCCGGAACCUCCUUUUGGAAAGAAUCUUCCGUUGGAUUGAGGCUAGUCCUAGAAUACAUGGAUGUGUUCAUUAUUUGUACAUAGUUAUUGUUAAGGACUAGAGUAGACAUAAUUUUAAGUAGGAUUUUACAAUUUGUCUAUCGAAAUAUUUCGAAAUCGAAAUCAAAAUGGAUGAAAUGUUAUUGCUUUAUUAAUAAAUUUUAUAAUAAGAUUUCAAUACUGGAAAGAACUUAAGUAAAGUUGAAA
Messenger RNA from Sabethes cyaneus, 1701 nucleotides. RefSeq names its product phospholipase A1. The coding region runs from base 425 to 1495 and encodes 356 amino acids. NCBI's taxonomy places the organism in Eukaryota, Metazoa, Arthropoda, Insecta, Diptera, Culicidae. The transcript is spliced from 7 exons. Gene Ontology annotation, biological process: lipid metabolic process. The record is from RefSeq and is a predicted model, not a curated record. Gene Ontology annotation, molecular function: lipase activity.